Molecule: messenger RNA, 2781 nt
Organism: Neodiprion virginianus
Lineage: Eukaryota; Metazoa; Arthropoda; Insecta; Hymenoptera; Diprionidae
Gene: Blos2
Product: biogenesis of lysosome-related organelles complex 1 subunit 2
Exons: 1
Coding region: 435-941 (168 amino acids)
Biological process (GO): lysosome localization; endosomal transport
Cellular component (GO): BORC complex; gamma-tubulin complex; BLOC-1 complex
Molecular function (GO): gamma-tubulin binding
Source: RefSeq, a predicted model, not a curated record
UCUGCCAUGAGUUCUCAACUCUACCGUUGAAACAUCUCAGGGGGCGCAAGCGCACGACGAUUUUCGGCUGUCACACCAAAGCCCAUUUUUUAGAGCCAACACUAGGGCAACUGUCUUUAUAUUCUUUAGUCAACCACUGCUUGUGAACUUGGCUCGACAGGUUGCAGUGUUUUGUAUCGGCCAAUGCGCGUGCGCAAAUUCAUCUGAUUUUGAUCACUUGUUCGUGUUUCACAAUCCUCAGUGAUUCGUGUGCAGAGUGAAAUUUUUUUCGGGCCGUUUGAAUUUAACGUCGCUGGGCAGAAUUGAAUAUUAGUAAAUAUUCCAUCAAAGUCCGAAUGUAUAGAAAUAUGACAAGGUGACUCGUGCAGCGAAGGACGUGAACUUAUCAGGUCUAUGUUAACUGUAUAGUGGAUUGACUGUAUCGAAAUAACACUAUGACAUCAAUCGAAAGUCAGGCAAGAGACGAUGCAGCUAUGCCGCAAGAUUUGAUAGAUAUUGGAAAUGUGGUAGACUUUGAUGAAAAUCCAAGAUGCGAAUCACCAAAACGUGGUACAACUUUAUCGACAAGUACGAGCAGUUUUGAGGCCUUGGAUCCUCAUGAUCCUAACCUGAGUCGUUUGGCUAAUACCAUGUUUCAAAAGACAGGUGAAUACCUUCAAGAAGAACUGACCGCGACUCAUGCUGAGUAUCGCCUACUUGAGCGUUUGAACAACGAAGCAAUCGGAAAGUAUGCCGAAUUGAAAACAAUAGCUUCAAACGUUUCCCACGUCAUGGUAGCACUCAACUCAAAAUACAAGAAACUACAGCCAGUGCUUGAUAAUAUUAAUGAGAUUGAGGACAGCGUUACAAAAUUAGAGCAAGCAGCUUAUAAGCUUGCAGCUUAUUCCAAGCGAUUAGAAGCAAAAUACAAGGAAAUUGAAAAGGACGGCAAGAUUAAAUGAGGGUGCUCAACCUUACAUUGUUCAGAUGUUCAAUGACAAUCUGACGUAAUCCAAAUCUGUUAAAAUUAGAUUAAAGAAAAGAUUCAUUCUUACUUCUCCUGUAGGGUUUUGGAACCUGUAUAUUUCUAUUGAUAUGUUCGUUAUACGUAGGUACUGUUAGUUCAAAGCAAUUGAUGAAUAUGGCGCAAUGCCAUUUGUAAUAUCUAUCUAUGGAAACACAUUUUCACACACAUAUUAACAUUCAUAGUCAGUUAAACACGAUCAGUCAACGUGUCCAGCUUGAUUCCAAAAAGUUUUCUACAGCUUUGUAUGAUAAAGAGAGUACUAUUUCUUGUUCCAAAUGUUUGACAUACAAAGAUGAUCUUUGAAAUUACGUAUUUCUAGCAAUUUAAAAGAAUUCAAGGAAAUAAUAUUAAUAACAUAGGUUCUGGUGGUCCAUAGCAUACUCAGCUCUAUUUGGGAACGCUUUUUUGAUACCAUAAUCUAGUAUCAUGUGUUUCAAAUUUCAUGUGCAAUAUCAUACGGAACAGAAUGUUUUAAAAACAAUUUGCAAAUACAAUGUUUUUGUUGUUCGUAAUUUUAGCUAUACAUUCAAGUAUUGUAAGACUAUCAGUAACAAUAUUCAGUGAACGAGACCUUUCACUGGCACUGUGGGAGUUCUCCUAGAACAGUCAACAUACGGCAUGAAGUGACUUUUAAGUUCUCUAGAAUGGUCUCAUUAACUAAAUAUUGCAAAAUUUAUUCUCAUUACAAAUGCAUUUCACGAAAUAUUUUAUCUUUAGCAUAUAUGAUUGCAUUAGGUAUAAUUUGAAUAAACGAGAACUUUAUCUGUUAUAUAGAAAAAUCACAUUUAUUCAUCGGACAUAAUAAAUUCUUCUCAAGAUGUAGGUGGGACAGUUAAGGUGAAGCUUAUGGCUAUAUAUAAAAUAACUUGUAAGUAAUUUGACAUUUAAUAUGAUGGGAUUCGACACACACUGUUAUACAGAAAAUUGAUGGCAAUUUGUUAUUAAAUUUGAUUCAAAUGUAUUAUUGUACACCAUCACUUACUGAAAAUUACUUGUGUAUUUGAAUUGAUUGAAUAACAUGCUCAUACGUGAUAUCACAUUGUACUGUGCAUAAAUAAAAGUUUCGUUGGGACCGGGCAGUUGCAAACGAAGCUUGAUGGUAUCAAAGUCAAUUGUUUGUCUAAAUUUUCUUUCAACAAGGGUCAUCAUCUGUUCACCCUAUUGUUUGUAUAGAAUUUCGAAAAAGUUGAUACACUUGUGGACAAUUCCUACUUUAAUCACAUUAUUAUACCCCUAUACACUUCUAUGUGUAGUAGCACAGAUAUGUCAUUUCAACUUUAUUAUGAGCGGAUUGGGUAUUAUUCAGCUUGACAAACUUGCAAGAAUACAUAAAUAGCAAUGCAAUGGAUAUUUGAGCACUUAGAUACCUUUUGCCACAGGCGUAUUCUAAGGAAUUAUCUAACUUAGACCGAGGAAUUGGCUUAUUUGAAUAUACUUAUUGGAUUGAUUCUUAAAGGAAAAAAUGAGCAUUUCAAGAUCAUUUUUAUUUUCAUUUUCAUUUUAUUUUGGACUCUGAAAAUUUUUCUAUCAUCAAUAUAUCCAUGCUCACACUUAUUCAUAUAAAUUUUUUCUAAUUCUCUCAUUGGCAUGGUCUAAUAGCGCUUCAUAAAAAAUUUAAUAAAAUUGGGUUGUUCAAUUAAUUUUCCUCGUAUUAGGAGCAAAUAUAGGUAUUUACAUAGAUCGAUGAACACUAAGCAAUAAAUGAUAAAAUCUGAACUGUUAAGUAAAUUAUGUAAACAGAUUCAACUUUUGUCUGUACUGCAAAGAUAUGAAUU